Messenger RNA from Dentiscutata heterogama, 125 nucleotides. Lineage: Eukaryota; Fungi; Glomeromycota; Glomeromycetes; Diversisporales; Gigasporaceae. The record is from the annotation of a GenBank genome assembly.
AUGUCCCCAUAUUCCAUCAAAACCUUGCAACUGUCCUCAAAACAUUCAAUUUUAGUAAUGCCUUCUAUUCAGUUGGCGAUUAAUAUAUUGGUUAAUACAAGCGCGACAUACGAUUACAUUUGGUG